Messenger RNA from Leptinotarsa decemlineata (Colorado potato beetle), 537 nucleotides. Its product is annotated as myogenesis-regulating glycosidase. Gene Ontology annotation, biological process: carbohydrate metabolic process. Lineage: Eukaryota; Metazoa; Arthropoda; Insecta; Coleoptera; Chrysomelidae. The record is from RefSeq and is a predicted model, not a curated record. Gene Ontology annotation, molecular function: protein binding; hydrolase activity, hydrolyzing O-glycosyl compounds.
CUAACCAAAUUUCAUAUGAAUAAAACUUUUUCAGAUCAGCAGAUAAAACUAAUUGGAACUUUGGGUGUUGGUAAAGAUUUACAGAAAUUUCAAUGCAUUAAUAACACAAUUUGCAAAGCAGAUAACUACAACUUGAUUAUUAAACCAAUCGACGGUAGUUUGAAAAUAACAUGGGAUACGGAAAUCAGCGAUGAAGUUUUCUCAGAUUGCUUCGACCUCAAAGGUGCAAAUUGGUACGGAGGACCACAGAGAAGAGUACAAAGUUGGCCAUUGGAAAAUAUGAACAUUGACGGCAGGGAACCAUACGUUAUCAAAAGAUCAGAUAACUUUGGCGUUGCUGAAAGAUACUGGUUGAGUUCCAAAGGUGUCUCCAUCUAUCUGGACGAGACGGUUCCAUUAUUUGUCGACCAGAAUUCCGAAUCAAAGAGCGUUUGUUUCAUUGCCAAGAGAGAAAAUCCAUACAGUGCCAGAAAUAGGGUUUGUAAAUUUCCUCUAUACUUUCCUGAAUAUCUUCAAUUAUGAUAAAAUAGUGGAAAA